AUGUCGUCUUUUCCUCCAGGUUCUGGCAAUCAGCACGGAUCGCCGGGAAAUUAUAAAUGUGACCUGUGCGACCGCUAUUAUUUCCUCCUCUCUAAUCUCCGCAGCCACGUGAUAGCUGUGCAUAAUGGUGGGUUCUUGCUGCUCUGGUGGCUGUUUGUUCUUUGAUGAGUUGGCACACGCUAACCAUCUCUCAUUCAUGCCUUCCACCCACUGCAGCUGACCCCAGAUCCUGUAGCCAGGGCAGCGAAAUGCAAAAUCUACCCAGUCUGCAAUGCCGGAUGUGCCCCCGGAGCUUCACAACUUAUAGCAACCUCCGACGGCAUCUGUUUACCGUGCACAAAGGUACCUACGCUUUAGAGUCCUGUCCGCAAAUAUUUCACCGGUUCCUAUGAUGUGCUGUUCGAGACGUCUUACCGGGCGGAGACCGGGGAAAUUAGAUUGGCCAUUUUUAGACAUAUUUUGUCUUCGACAGCUCCCAAUUCUACAGGCCGGAAAGACCGACAGUUCAAAUCUGGGUUCGGUUGGUCGUUGACCCAGCGGAUCACGUCCAGUUGGCAGUGAUUGGGACUAUUAGAAGUCAUUUAAUUGUGGGAUUCGCUGAUUUAUUCAACAGAGAAUACAGAAGCUCCUUUUUGCUAUCCAAAUCGACAAUUCUUCUGCAAUUUUUUGCGGAGAUAUCGGUUCGGCCGGCCUCACAGGCGCAAGUGUCGAAAUUUUCACAUCACCCAUAUGAAUCAAAGGCUGCUAAAUAGACUAUAAAAUUAAAACUCGUAGAUCGCACUGGAUUAGAAGCUGUCUUAAAAGAAAGUAAAGUAUUCUGAGAAAGUCUGACCCGAAUGAUCACUUAGUUCGUUGCAGAUAGAAGUCAAAACUCUGUUUAAUCUAACGUCCCCUCUUGCCUAUUACAGUUUUUUAAAGAUAGGAAUCUGCCCAUCGGAGUGCUUUGUUCGCCCGUAGACCUUUAAUAUUAUUUCUCGCUUUUCAAGAGGGCACACGUAAUAAAUAGGUACCUGUGUUAAGCAGAAGCGCUCCAGCACAGAUUUUACAUGUGAGUGUCACCUUUCCAGCGCCCAAGGGUACCAAAGUCCUGCCAGGAGGUGAGAACGGUGAGAGGAGGAGGGGGAAGCCAAGGAAGGAGAGACUAAAAGUGGAGAAGGCAAAGAAGAUUCGAGAGAAGGUGCAGAAGCCAAAAAGGAAAGAAGUUCCUUGCCCGCCUCCGUUAACCUGCACCAUCUGCGGCAUUACCCUCGAGUCGGUUGGCCUUCUAGUCGAACACACCACUCUUGUCCACACAGGUAGGCACCCCAUUAAACUUCUCGUUUUCAAAUGGCCUCUAAAACGGACUGUUGUUGCGACAAAUCGAACAGCUGUAGGGCAUGCAGUAGACGGAGUUUUUUUCACGUCAACCACUGCGCUCAAUCCAUCCUCCAAAUUUGGCACCGUUUCGAAGCAGGAGAAGCAAUGGAUGGACGGCUCUGUCGUACUCUCCUCAGUAUAAUAAAUUAGGAAGGCCUUUGGACUAUCAUGGCACACCGAAAGUCUUGCCUUAGAAUAUUUCCAAAUAGCAGGACUAUUCGGUCUCCCUCCGGACCGAGGGUCGGGCAACAACAGCUGCUCAGCAUGGCCUUCAUGACAAAUUUCACCGAUGUUGAUAGAGUCUGGUUCGUGACAGUUGAGGGUCCAACACGUGUUAGCAGGCUAGCCACUGUACCCAGACCCAGCGUCAGUCGUAUCAGUUUCUACCAUUGGAACACUAUAGGCGCACAUGAUCCAGAUUGCACCCCAAUCACCACUACCUCUUUUCGAUAUACUGUUCGUCCUCUUUGAGUUCAACAGGUGGCCAGUCAACAUCCACAUUUAGUUAUCUGUUAAACGACCAAUCCGGCACCACUCCGAAACCUAAGGUGCCGGAGCCUGCCUAAUGUUUUUUUUGGAGUUUGGUGAGCAGUGCGCCAAGUUAUGUAAAGCUGUGAUGUGUGAACGCUACAAACUCAUGGCAACAUCCCCUAGGCAACGGGGAAAGCUCCGCCUUGACUUCUUUUGAUGACGGCAUCUUAUUCGUAUUCAUGGUUUUACGUCGACACUCGCUUUAUGGAAUGUAAGCCAGUUCGGAAAUACCGAGUUUGCCGGGAAGGAGCAGGUUUUUCACAACGACACCCGACCAGCUGACCAGUCAGUUUAACCAUUCUCAGUCUUAAGACUAGAAUGUUUAUCAACCUCGCCGUUUUAACACCUGGUUGCCACCUUUCGAAACGUACAACCACGUGUUUCGGCGUACAGUUCUGGGGCAUAAAGUUGGCUUGACAUCAUGUCGACACCACAAAAAGUAAAAGCCCCCGUCACUACGGUGCUAAACGAUUGAGCUGGUUCCCAGCAGUUGAGCCAAGUCUUUUACUACCGUAAAGGUUUUGUGCUACAACGAGUUAUGUACAGUAGAUGUGCCAACUCAUGAAAUGUCAACCAAAAUUUCGAAAUGCGUUCUCGUUUCGAAAAGAUAAAUUAAGUAGUGUUGUAAAAAUAAUCAUGAUGCAGCAUAAAUCUAUAAUGAUCCAAUUACCUCAGGGUGUCGGCUUUCGAAAGCACUUAUUUUCGGCUGCAUGCAAGAUCAAUGCUCUGCAAAAAAUGACUACUUAAGUAGUAUGCAAUUUUCUCAUUUAUUUUCGAUGCCCUUGAAAAUUCAAUUAUAUUUCAUGGAAACCAUGCAUGAAAAUAUUCAUUCUUUUACUUAUUCGGUAGAAAAUCACGUCUUCUUCCAAUUUCAUACUCAAAAGUAGAGUAUAAUUCGGUUUUAAAAAAGUUUCUAAUUGUGAGAUUUUUUAAUACCGUUAAGUGGCCGUUCAUGAAACGUCAUGUGUCUGCAUUUACGAAUGUGGCUUGUAAAGUUAACAGUAUUGCUCAAAUCCACUGCUUAAUUUUAUGAACCUCAUAUGGUCUCCUCUUAACACCGUAGAGAAAUGUAUGGUUUUCCGUACACGGAACAUAUACAGCUUGUAGUUUUGAAACCCUGAAUGCAAGUGUAACAGCAGGUCGGGUUCAAAAUUAUUCGGGAAUUAGAAAGGUUUUUUAAAACCGAAUUAUACUCUUCUUUUGAGUAUGAAAUUGAAAGAAGACGUGAUUUUCUACCGAAUAAGUAAAAGAAUGAAUAUUUUCAUGCACAUUUUCCAUGAAAUAUAAUUGAAUUUUCAAGGGCAUCGAAAAUCAAUGAGAAAAUUGCAUGCUACUUAAGUGGUCAUUUUUUGCAGAGUAUAGAUCUUGCAUGCAGCCGAAAAUAAGUUCUUUCGAAAGCCGACACCCUGAGGUAACUGGAUCAUUAUAGAUUUAUGCUGCAUCAUGAUUAUUUUUACAACACUACUUAAGUUAUCUUUUCGAAACGAGAACGCAUUUCGAAAUUUUGGUUGACAUUUCAUGAGUUAGCACAUCUUCUGUAUAGGCUUUUAGCUGGCGAGGUAUUGUACAUUUGGAUUUUAAUCUAUGCCGUCCGUCUUGAUAUGAACUUCGAGAAGAUCUAUGCUUAUUGUUUUAAACCUGCUUACUUUAAAGCGUUGUUUCGCUCUUUAAUUUUUAGUUCAAUUAAGGUCAGCGGAGCGCACCACGGUGGCCAAAGAUGACACCCGCUAUUACUCAUGCACCCUGUGCAGCAGAGCCUACACGGACUUGUCUAAGCUGCGGAGACAUCAGGCCUUUGACCAUCGAGGUACUAAUGUGUUCAGAUUUAAACGAUGCCCAAUUAUCUUUCCUUCGUACAACCAGCUUUUGCCUUGGAUUUUGUGCAUCCGCGAGACUGCGACUAACGCCUCCAUUCACGCCUUUAGAAUUGCUGCGACAUCGUCAAGGCUGCCGAUGGCACCUUGUCUGGCGCGAAGACUGCCCUCGCGGUCUCCUUACACUCCUUUCUGCUUGGUGCUGUUUAAAACCUUGAACGUUGCCCUCACGUCUGCACCGGUGUUUAAUCAGUCUAGUCCGUACCAUAAUACUUUCUCCUACCACCACCUCAAUCGGAAUUGCAAAUGCGCCAGGUGCCGGGAUGCGUGACAUCCUGACAGAAAUCAUUCGGUACGCCUUUAAAUGAGGUGGUUAAAAGAUGGGUUAGAUUAAAACAACAUUCGAAACGUGAAAUUUCCUACGAAAGUAGUAUGGGAUAUGCUUUCUACUAGAUAUAAUUUACUUUGUACAUAUUUAGGGGGCCAAGUACUUCAGUGGUGAUGCAUGUGUGAAUGCAAAUUACACAGGUAACCACAAAGACGUAUAAUUAUGAGCCAGUACGUAAAAAUACACCUAGGACUACUUUCCAUGCUAGUCGGUCUUGCGGCUUCACCAAAGUAGUAACUUCCGCCCAGGAAAAGUACUUUAAGUGUCAUUCAGUUUUGUGAGUCUUAGCGCAGUGUCAUGCCCUCCUCGGCGUCUUUUCUGAAAAAAUGACCGUGUUCUCCCUCUACCUCCCUUCCUAGAUACAUAUCCUCGAAAGCGUGUAAAAGCCAUGGUUGACAAUGCAGACGACCGGCAAGUCCUCCAGAACGCCGUCAUUUACCCCUUUGAAAUCGUCGAGUUGCCGGUCGAUAUAGACGAUUCGAUGGGCGCUGUAUAG
Messenger RNA from Spirometra erinaceieuropaei, 4585 nucleotides. The record is from the annotation of a GenBank genome assembly. Lineage: Eukaryota; Metazoa; Platyhelminthes; Cestoda; Diphyllobothriidea; Diphyllobothriidae.